AGUUCAUUGCUAAAACAAUACCAGUGUUGACAUGUCAACAUGAUGAAAUGUACUAUUAUGAGUGAGUUAUUAUGACUGCAUCUGCUUAUAAUUAUGUCUAAUAUUCCAAGCUUGGGCCAGUGCCCCAGAUAAAAAGACCACAUUGCAAUAUCUGAAACUUGGAUUAUAAAGACUCUUAUGUACUUUCAAAAAUCCUGAUUAUUCGGACACUUGCACACAAAAAAUAAUCACCACGUUGUUGUUGUAUACAACUUACAAUGUCACUCUUGGUUUUUUUUUGUGGUAGCAAAAGUCACAUAUAGAAGUGUAAUUAUGGAGCUAUGUGACGUAGAUUUCUGGUUUAAAAUAUCUGGCUAUUAUUAGUCUGUUCAAGACCUCCGCCACUGCUGCUAUUGCUGUUUACUCAAACACACAAGAACGCGUACACGCAACCUCUUGCGCACACACGAAACCUCCCGACUCAGCAGCGACCGCAACAAGCAAGCAUCUCACACGCACGUCCGGGAGGAGAGAAUCCGGACGUGAAAAUGUUCUCCACCAAAGAGACACUGGUGGUUUUAACUCUUCUCAAAUGAGCUGAAUUGUCUGGAAGGAUUUGCAAGUGUCUUGGUUAUUUUUUUUUUCGUGACGCGCAGACACCACGCGCGCUCCACUGCACACAGAAUCGACGAUCAAAUGUGCAGCCCAAUUUCGUGCUGCGUUCGCUGCACUUGACACUGACUCUUUGUGCUUAUCGGGACUUUUCUGUCUGGUCAUACCCAUGUUGGUUGAAAAUGGCGAGACGGCUCCGUGAGUGGUUUUCUGCGUGUCUGCACCUGCGCAGGUGGACGGUCGGCGCCACAGGUGAAUGAAUGAGUGAACGGAGGAGUGGGUUGACGCUCUCGCUGGCAUCGAACGUUUGACCUGCACCGCGGCGCGACGAUGGACCUCAAGGUGGAACGGGAGGAAAUGGACGGCGAUCACCCCGCACCGAUUGAAGUUUUCGCCCAUAGGUCCACCCUGCACGGCAUCUCGCACAUUUUCACCUACGAGCGCUUCUGCUUCCGACGCUGCCUGUGGCUCGUCGUCUUUUUCGCCUCUCUCGCCGUGCUGCUUUUCGUGUGUGUGGACCGGAUCCAUUUCUACUUGGAGUAUCCACACGUCACUAAACUGGACGAGGUCGUCAGCCCGAUCUUGACGUUCCCCGCGGUGACUUUGUGCAACCUGAACGCCUUCCGCUUUAGUCGCGUGACACGCAACGACUUGUAUCACGCAGGGGAGCUGCUGGCGCUGCUGAACCACAGGUAUGAGAUCCGAGACGUGCAUCUUGUGGAGGAGAGCGUUUUGGAGAGUCUGAAGGUCAAAUCGGACUUCCACAACUUCAAGCCGCGACCUUUCAACAUGUUGGAGUUCUUCGACCGCACCGGCCACGACAUCAAUGACAUGUUGCUCUCCUGCCACUUCCACGGCACCGAGUGCAGAGCCGACGACUUCAAAGUGAUCUUCACUCGCUAUGGCAAAUGUUACACCUUCAACGCCGGGGGUAAUGAUCGCCCUCCCCUUAUUACCACCAAGGGGGGGAUGGGGAAUGGGCUUGAGCUCAUGUUGGACAUUCAGCAGGACGAGUACCUGCCUGUCUGGGGAGAAUCGGAUGAGACAUCAUUUGAAGCCGGAAUCAAAGUGCAGAUCCACAGUCAAGAUGAACCUUCUUUCAUCGAUCAGCUCGGUUUCGGUGUGGCUCCCGGAUUCCAAACUUUUGUCUCUUGUCAAGAACAGAGGCUGAUAUAUCUUCCACCACCAUGGGGUGACUGCAAGGUGACACCCAUGGACUCCGACUUCUUUGAUACUUACAGCAUCACAGCCUGUCGCAUUGAUUGUGAAACGCGCUACCUAGUGGACAACUGCAACUGCCGCAUGGUGCACAUGCCAGGCGAUGCACCCUACUGCACCCCGGAGCUAUACAAAGAAUGUGCUGAUCCUGCUCUUGAUUUCUUGGUGCAGAGAGAUAAUGAUUUCUGUGUGUGCGAAACACCUUGCAACAUGACCAGAUACAGUAAAGAGCUGUCCUUUGUGAAAAUCCCCAGCAAGGCCUCUGCUAAAUAUCUUGCCAAGAAAUAUAACAAAUCUGAGCAGUACAUUAAGGAAAAUCUCCUGGUUUUGGACAUCUUUUUUGAGGCUCUCAACUAUGAAACCAUUGAACAGAAAAAGGCCUAUGAAGUGGCCGGACUAUUAGGUGAUAUUGGUGGUCAAAUGGGACUUUUCAUUGGCGCAAGUAUACUCACCAUUCUGGAGAUAUUUGACUACCUUUAUGAGGUGAUAAAGUACAAACUGUGUCGCUGCUCUGAUAAAAAGCACAAACACAACAAUGGUCAAGGCACUGUGCUCAGCCUUGAUGAUGUCAAGUGUCACGUCAGUAACUUCCAUUAAGUGUCCAGAGUCUCAAAGCUUCUUCAUGGACUUUGCUCAGUGCUCCGCUCCCAAACUUGUGGCAGAAGCGAAGAAAACAACGUUCUUGGCUCAGCCUCACAAAACAUUAGCAUGAACAAAAGUGAUGCGUUUGGGUUAUUGGCUUCAAGAGAUUUUGGUUCGUGGUUAAUUAAUUGUGGUAAAUCAACAUUUUUUUAAGCCAUCCUUACUUGAUGACUUGCAUGUAAUUUGCAUUGGUAACAUUUCAUUUUUAUUAUCAUGCUAUCAAAGAUCAUAUCUUCCCCUGUGAAGCUCCUGAAAACAUCUUGAUGUUAUACCGUUAUUCUUACGGUUUUCUACCUCAUUGGCCAAAUUGAUUGCAAGUGCGAUUGGUAAAAAUGGGCAAAAAUUCCUAAAUUGGCACAGUCAACAUUUUGCAGCAUGGCAAAGUAGUAUGCUUUCAUCAGGACUUCCGAACGGAAGGAGAUGCGUGUGUCGCACUGUGCUGCAGUUUCAAACGUGACAGGUUCACCUGCAAGUGAGGUUGCACCCAAGUAUGUUGGUGGUUGAAAAAUGCAAGUGCCGAAGGCUGACGCUGAUAUCGGAAGAGCAAAGGUUGUUUUCCAGCAGUGCCUGUUUGAAAGUUUCUCUCUUGCAACAUUCCCUUUGCAUAUUAUUUAUAUUGUAUAUAAGUCAUCAAUCAUUCCCAUUGAGCUCAAUGCAAAGGUCCGACUUUGAGACCAUCAGCUGACAUGAAAACACGAAGCAGUUCUUUUGGAUCGUAAUGCCGUUGCAUUUGUCUAAAUUGUAUAUGACUGUGUACUCCAUUUGCUAUUUGCGUCUCUGUUUUCUAUAUGAUGUCAUCUGUAAACAAUAUGAAUAUUAAGAUUUCCUUUUCAGUUUGGUGGAUCUGGUCAGAGCGUUUUACUCACUUAUUUAUUUAUUAAUAUUAAUCAGAUACUCUCUUUGCUUUUAAGUCUACGAAUACUGUACGCAACUCACAUAACUUGGAGAUACAUGCUUUCAUGGAACAGUUGUUAUGAUGACAUGAUGAA
This is a messenger RNA of Syngnathus typhle (broad-nosed pipefish), 3440 nucleotides long. RefSeq names its product acid-sensing ion channel 1-like. The transcript is spliced from 10 exons. Gene Ontology annotation, biological process: sodium ion transmembrane transport. Bases 922 to 2406 code for a protein of 494 amino acids. The record is from RefSeq and is a predicted model, not a curated record. Gene Ontology annotation, cellular component: membrane. Lineage: Eukaryota; Metazoa; Chordata; Actinopteri; Syngnathiformes; Syngnathidae.